Molecule: messenger RNA, 561 nt
Organism: Scutellospora calospora
Lineage: Eukaryota; Fungi; Glomeromycota; Glomeromycetes; Diversisporales; Gigasporaceae
Source: the annotation of a GenBank genome assembly
AUGCUCAAUUCAAUUCACGAGGAGAAUGGAAUCACAGUUAGUGUACUAGAAGGAUUAUUUAAGUCUUAUCAUAAAAGAACUAAACGAAAAGUGGUGUCCAACAGAAGAAAAUUACUCGUCGAUUUGCCAAAUUCCCCUAACUUUAUCCCAAAGUCCGAAGCAUUAAAAUUAAAAAAUGGUGUUCAACAUUCCAAAGCUCGAAGCAAACAUAUUGAUCCUAAUUUUUUUGGACCUGGUGCAAAGCCCGGUCAUGUACCAACUGAUGUUGACCAGGCUACUGGCCUUGAACGUGCUGAAUUACUUGCGGCCUUAGAAGGUAAAGAUUUGUUCGAGUCAAAGCCUUUACAGAUAACCAAACUUGGUACAAAAAAAGAACCCACCUUGGUCAAAAGCGUUGAUCCUAUUCGUUAUGUGGGUUGUACUGGAUUUCCUGUUGAUUCUCAUGAACUUUUAUGGAUUGUUCUGGAUAAAAGUCAUGAAUUUGAUCGAUGCCCAGAAUGUGGACAUGUCUACAAAAUGAAUUUUGUUGGUACUGAAGGUCAUGGUCAUGGUCAUCAUUAA